This is a messenger RNA of Hordeum vulgare subsp. vulgare (domesticated barley), 2773 nucleotides long. Its product is annotated as probable LRR receptor-like serine/threonine-protein kinase At1g74360. The record is from RefSeq and is a predicted model, not a curated record. The transcript is spliced from 2 exons. The coding region runs from base 408 to 2675 and encodes 755 amino acids. NCBI's taxonomy places the organism in Eukaryota, Viridiplantae, Streptophyta, Magnoliopsida, Poales, Poaceae. Gene Ontology annotation, molecular function: receptor serine/threonine kinase binding.
UUAAACGCAGUCCACUUUAUGAAUUUGUCUUGUCGAGGAGUCAAUUUUAUUAAUUUUGCGCAGGGGCUUAGCCAGGCCCCAGGCUGCUCGGGCCAUGGCCCGGAGCGUCGAAGCAAAACAAUUCGUAUACUGUAUCUACAGUAGAGUAAUGUAGCUGCUGCUAUUACUAUUCCACCGAAGCUGCCGUGGGGCGUAGCCAUAUCCUGGGGCUACCGCACUGCCCCAAAGAGACUUCAUGCGGUUGACUUGGCCUCAAAGACACUUUCAUGACGUGAAACCUCAUAAAUUGGCCGCACAGUUCUGGAGACGGAGAAGAAUGUUUCUUCUGGCGAUAAGGAUGAGAAUCCAGUAAGUGUUGCCGCGCAAGCUGCAAAAACACAACUCACUUGUUUCCUUGUCCUCCAUCCAUGGUUGUUCUUCAUCAUGUUCUGCGCGCGCUUUGCCAAGCACUUAUCCUCGCUGAGGUGAUCCUUGGGCAAAGUGACAGGGAGGUGCUCCGCGAACUGAAGAGCUUCCUCCAGGCGCAGAACCCGGUGAACCGUGGUGCCUACGACGCCUGGUCGGAGACCAAGGCCUCGCCGUGCCGUCUGCAAGGUGUUGGGUGUGAUGCCGCCGGGCGAGUCACUUAUCUCGACCUCUCGAGCUCCAACAUUGCCGGACCUCCCUUCGGUAACUUCUCUCGCCUCAGCCGGCUCACACACCUUGAUCUCUCGGCAAACAGCAUCACUGGCCAGCUCCAUCCUGAUCUCAAGCGCUGCCGGGGCCUCCAGUACCUCAACUUAUCAAGCAACCUGAUCGGCGGCGCCCUCGAUGUGUCCACACUGACCAACCUGCACACACUAGAUGUAUCUCAAAAUCGGUUCCAGGGCAACAUUAGGACAAACUUCACGUCCAUCUGCCGAAACCUCAGUGUCAUCACUGUCUCCAGCAACAACCUCACAGGCAGGAUAAGUGGGUUGUUCAGUGGGUGCACCAAGCUCAGUGAUGUUGAUCUUAGCUGGAACCAAUUCACCGGAAAUGCCGUAUGGAAAGGGAUCGAAAGGCUUACACGGUUCAAAGCUUCGACGAACAACCUCACAGGGAGCAUCCCUUCCAGCAUGUUUCCCAAGGGGUGCAAGCUUCAGUAUCUAGACAUCUCCAGCAACAAACUGUCUGGCAGUUUCCCAGAUUCAAUUGCCAAUUGCUCAAGUUUAAGAUCCCUGUCUCUAUGGAACAAUAGCUUUGGUGGAUCUAUACCACCAGGAAUUGGCUCGAUCGCGGGGCUCGAGGAGCUGGUUCUUGCGAGCAACCACUUCCAUCACAAGAUACCACCCGAGCUGAUAAACUGCACCAGCCUGAAAUUUCUGGACAUCAGUGACAAUAAUUUUGGAGGAGAGGUGCAACAAGUCCUUGGAAAAUUAGCCAGCCUAAACCAUCUUGUACUCCAAGAGAAUAAUUACAGUGGAGGCAUUGUCUCCUCUGGCAUUCUACAGUUGUCAAACCUGAGCUUGCUUGAUCUCAGCUUUAACAAAUUCUCCGGCAAACUGCCUAUUGAAAUUGCUAGCAUGACAAGUAUCACAGCCCUCAUGCUUGCAGAGAAUAACUUCUCUGGAAAAAUCCCACAAUCAUAUGGUCAGCUUCUGAGGCUCCAAGCAUUGGACUUGUCAUACAACAGCCUCUCAGGUGAGAUCCCACGGGAGAUUGGUAACCUGACAUCGCUUCUCUUGUUGAUGCUGGCUGGGAACCAACUUUCAGGAGAGAUCCCAAGGGAGAUAGGAAACUGUACUAGCCUGCUCUGGCUCAACCUUGUUAGAAACCGGAUAUCCGGCAAAAUACCACCAGAGAUGGCAAGUAUGGGGAGGAACCCCAGUCCAACGUUUGUCAAGAACAGAAGCAAUCCUUCACUGAUAAGGUCCGCCACAAGUAAAUGCCUUCCUGUGUACCGGUGGCUCCCGGCAAGUUAUCCAGAGUUCGACUAUGUUGAACUAAUGAUGAUGUCCCAGAAGAACUGCCUAACAAUGUGGAACAGGAUCCUCAUGGGGUAUGAGAUACUUCCAGUAACUUCACCAUUACGAACGGCCUUGGGAUAUGUUCAGCUGUCAGGAAACCUACUAAAUGGGGAGAUACCCUCCACAAUUAGUGCAAUGAAGAACAUUAGCUUGCUCCUCCUUGAUGGCAACCGCCUCUCUGGACACCUACCAUCAGAGAUUGGUUGGAUGCAACUAGUUGCUCUAAAUUUGUCCGACAAUUCUUUCUCUGGUCAGAUUCCAUUCGAAAUUGGUCAUCUGAGUUCCCUUGAGAGCUUCGAUUUGUCUUGGAAUAAUUUCUCCGGUGCACUCCCAUCAAGCCUAGACAAGCUGUCUAAACUAAGUAAAUUCAACGUUUCAUACAACCCACUUCUCUCAGGAGAGGUCCCAAAGACUGGGCAACUCUCCACUUUCAAUGACCAGUCUUUCCUUGGUAAUCCACUCUUGUCUUUGAACUCACCUGUGGCUCCUAGUCCUCGUUCAAUUAACAACCAGCCCCCCUCGUAUGGUACAGAAGAGCAUCCUACAAAUGAAGAGAUUGCUGUGUCAGUAAUUUCAUUCCUCGUUUGCUUCUCUGCCACCUUUGUUAUCAGAGAGCUUCAGUGGUUCGUGUAUCUGUACCAUAUUGCAUUACGUAAAAUCAGCAACUGUAGGAUAUCUUUGAAGUAGUGUGUGCCCAUGGGUACAUGCGUUUGUUGCAAUGUACGCACUUCGUUAUAUGCUUUCUCCUGAAUAAAGAUUGAUCGAUCUACUGUUACCUUUAUAAA